ACACCUAGGUACCUAUUUUACUGGUAGAUGAACACGGACAGCAGGUGUCUUAAGGCAACACGUCGUAAGGUCUCCAGCUACCCAACAAAUAAUCCUUGAUUACUAGUAAUCUUAUUUACGUACAGACUUUGCCAGUGAUGGCAGUGAAUAGCUGGCUUGCUGAGCCUAUAAAAGGCCUACUUCUUGACAUUACUGGUGUUCUCUACGAGUCUGGAGAAGGUUUUGGUACUGCCAUACCAGGUAGUGUCGAAGCUGUAAAAAGGUUAAGGGAAACCGGCAUUCCUGUACGGUUUGUGACCAAUGAAACGUGUGCCACUCGGGCAGAACUGAUAAAGAAGCUUCAUCAUCACAGUUUCAAUGUGUCUGAAGGAGAUGUCUUCAGCCCAGUGCCAGCUGUUAUUUCACUUUUGAAGGAACGUGGGCUGGUUCCACAUCUUUUGGUCCAUCCUGCUAUCGAAUGCGAGUUCAGUGGAUUAGUGGCAGGUAAUCCAACGUGCGUAGUAAUGGGCGAUGCAGAUGAAGCAUUCUCGUUUGCUAAUAUGAAUGUGGCCUUCAGGGCCUUAAAGGCCAUGGAAGAUCCGAAGCUCUUUGCCCUUGGAUUUGGGAAAUAUUACAAACACAAAGGCCAGCUACAGCUAGACGUGGGAGCUUUUGCUACUGCGCUAGAAUUUGCCUGUGAUAUCAAGAGUGAAAUAGUCGGCAAACCUUCACCGUUGUUUUUUGAUGCAGCUUUAUCAGACAUUGGGAUUACAGCUAAAGAGGCUGUGAUGAUUGGAGAUGACAUUGUUUCUGAUGUUGGUGGAGCUCAGAAAUGUGGCAUUAGAGGAGUGUUAGUCCGCACAGGAAAGUACACUCGAAGCUGUGAAAAUCAUCCCACUGUUACACCUCACUUUAUUGCUAAUAAUCUCUCAGAAGCUGUUGACCUAAUAAUUGAGGCUCAAUCCAAAAAUAUACAUCAGGUUUAAUGAAGGCUGAAUAUUUAACUUUUCAUUGUUGACAUAAUAUAAACCAUGAGAAAUGUAACUCACGGUAUUUUAUUUUUUGGCUGUUUAAUUUUAUGGUAUUUUAUUUUUUAAUGCUUAAUUUUAUGAUACUGUACGAAUAUUUCACUAAUUUAUAAUUGAAUCUGUGGACAAUAAAAUCCCUGGUAUUCACAGAACAUAAUUUUUCACUUUAUUUAAUUUUAUUAUAUAACUGUAUUGAUUCUAGGUAGUAGGUUGGUAGACAGCAACUGCCCAGGGAGGAACUACCAUGCUGCCAAGCGAGUGUAAAAUGUAAGCCUGUACAGUGGUCCCUCGUUUAUUGUAUUUAAUCCGUUCCUGGAGGUGCUACUAUUACCGAAAUCUACGGUUUUCGAAUCAAUUUUCCCCAUAAGAAAUAAUGUAAAUACAAUUAAUCCGUUCCUGACACCCAGAAGUAUUAAAACAAAAAAUUUUUUUACAUGAAAUAUAGAUGUAGUACAUAAACAAUACAAUGGGACAUGAUGAAUAAAACAUUAACAGCACAACACUUACCUUUAUUGGCGAUUCUUCUUAGUGUAUGGAAGACUGGAGGAGGAGAGAGAUUGGAUUAUUUACAGUUUGGAAAGGGUAAUCCCCUUCCAUCAACACCUCAGGUACCAAUUGCUUUUCUGGGGUUACUUCUCUUCUCUGUUUCUUAAUGCCACUAGGACCAGCUUGAGAGUUACUGGAGUCCUGUCUCGCAAAAUAACUGUCCAGAGAGCUCUGUUUCUGGCGUCUCUUUAACACUUCCCUAAAAUGGGCUAAGACUUUGUCAAGGUACAUGUUGCCAACAUGGCUUGCAACAGCCAUGUCAGGGUGAUUUUUCUCCAUAAAUCUUUCCAUCUUACUCCACAUUUCAAAAAUCCCCCUAAUUUCUGAAGAAGGCACCUUCCAUCUCUCUUCCUCCACCUCUGCAGCAAGAUUCUGAGCUGCGAUCUGUUGCUCUUCCUGCUGAAGCUCUUGCAGCUCCUCAGUGGUGAGCUCUUUGUUGUGGUCUUCCACCAACUCU
Cherax quadricarinatus is the source of this 2010-nucleotide messenger RNA. The record is from RefSeq and is a predicted model, not a curated record. NCBI's taxonomy places the organism in Eukaryota, Metazoa, Arthropoda, Malacostraca, Decapoda, Parastacidae.